AUGUCCCGACCGAAGAAAGUUGCUAUAAUAGGAGCGGGGCCCUCGGGGUUAGUGGCCGCCAAAACCACCCUUCACAAUUACCCCAAGGGAACCUUUUCUCCCACUAUCUUCGAGAAGAGUCAUGAAAUAGGGGGUCUUUGGCCGAUUGAUCCCCACGACACCACCAAUGAAACAACAACCCCUCGACGACGCCCUCGCGAUGGGUUUGUGGACCCGUCGAUGCCGACGAAUCAGAGUCGAUUCACCGUGACCUUCUCUGAUCUGGCUUGGGAGUCAGUCAUUGAUGGCCCAGAUAUUCCUAUGUUUCCGCAGGCCUGGCAAGCGGGCAAGUACUUGCAGACAUAUGCGGAACGCUAUAUACCCAAGGAGACGCUGAGGCUGGGACAUAAGGUGGUUAGAUCGACGCGAGAGACGAGCGGAAGUUCGAGACCGUCGUGGACCAUACAAUGGAUCUUGGAAAGGGAUAAUGAGAUAAAAGAAAGCUCAACGGACCAGGGAGUGCAGUCAGAAACCUUUGACUACCUCAUUGUCGCUUCUGGCUACUUCUCAAUGCCGUAUACCCCAGAUCUCCCAGGAUUACCUAGUUUUGCCGAGAAGGUGUUUCACAGCUCCGCCAUUCACACCGAAGAGGAUAUACGCCUUAUGCUUGAAAAUAUUGGUGCUACUGCCUCCCAUUAUUGUGGUUACGAAGUCCAUCAUAUCUGUACACGGCCCUUCUGGACGAUACCCUAUUAUCUGCCAUACGCUGCUCCGCAAGACGACACCCAGGCAAAAUCGGUGCAGUUCCUACCCCUGGAUCUUGUCCUGCAUGACCUGGCCAGACGUCCCCCGGGACCAGUCCAGUAUAACUUUGGGCCUGUCUCGUCGCAGCAAGAGACCAAGGUUAAUGAAUACUUUUUUUCUUUGCUAGGUGGCCAACAUGCAGGCUAUGGGAAUGUCGGCGUUGACUCUCGCGAUGGUACAAAUAUUACACAACCUUCAUUGAUAGCCAUAAGCGACGACUACGCAGAGUACGUGCAAUCGGGCUCAGUACGUCCUACGAUCGGCCGUGUUUGUGCUGUAAACUGCACACAGUCCGGUCAGGCAAACGUUGACAUUAAGGGUCCAGGUGGUGAAAUGACCACUCUUGAAAACGUCACAGCUAUAAUCACAGCCACCGGGUUCACGCCAUUUGCCUCCCUCUCAUUUCUUCCAGAAGACGUACUUUCCAAACUCGAGUAUUCAGCCGAAGACUCUUACUUCCCUCUCAUUUUGGAUGAGAAAGGCACCUCCAAUGCAGAAGUCCCGGAUAUGGGAUUCGUGGGACUCUACCGAGGGCCCUACUGGGGAGUCAUGGAAAUGCAAGCGCGGAGAGUUGCAGAAUCUUGGUAUCGAGCUGAUUCGGGGCAAGGGAUCCAAUUCUCAACGGAGGAAUUGGAGAACAAGGCACAAGAAAGACAAAGUAUGCGUGACUACAAGAGUACGGAUCCAGACUCGCGGGGUCAGUUCCCAAUGGGAGAUUAUGUGGGGUUAAUGGAGACACUUGCUAGGGAUAUGGGAAUCCCUCGGACCCCACUUCCGGAGGCUGGCGAAAGACUUGGACCGGUUCUCCCUACUCGGUAUAUGGCUGAAGGACAAACGAAGCCUUCAAUGCUGGCCGAGUCGCAAUUUGCCUUGGCUUCUUUAAGAGACACGCUCGCCUACGACAGUGAUACCUCCAGAACUGGGUUAACCAGGGCUAUUUUCAGAGCGUUACACGGAACUUGGAAUUAUUCACGGGUCUCUUCGAGAUACAACAGCGAGGAAAUAGGCACGGCAAGGUUUUCCCCUAUAUAUCCUACAUAUCCGAAGUAUGAAAGGGAAUAUGCCUACGACGAGGCCAAGCGAGUCGAUGGAACGCUGAGGCCAUCGGUUCGAUCGAUCUAUCGGCUUGGCAAAACCGGCACCAAUAGCGGCAAGGUGCAAAUAUUCAUUCUCAAUUCGAAUGCGGAUGUAGAGCUGGAAGAAGCUCCUCAACCAUCGCACGAAUUGAGACUCGUGGGUUCUCCGCGCCUCGAAUAUGGAGCUUCAGGGCGCGAGGAAUAUGUUGUCCGCGCUAAAGGGGACAUUAGAUGGGAGACUGGCCACCCUGAUUACAGCUACGAAUAUGUGUUCCACGUUGAGGGCGUGGCAAUCUCAUCCUGGGAAUGCAAUGCGGAAUAUAGAACGACCAGGACUGACAGUUAUGGGGAUUCAGGUGGAGCAGUUGAGUGGAGGAGGACAGUAUACAGGCGAUAG
Molecule: messenger RNA, 2256 nt
Organism: Aspergillus bombycis
Lineage: Eukaryota; Fungi; Ascomycota; Eurotiomycetes; Eurotiales; Aspergillaceae
Exons: 4
Coding region: 1-2256 (751 amino acids)
Molecular function (GO): flavin adenine dinucleotide binding; N,N-dimethylaniline monooxygenase activity; NADP binding
Source: RefSeq, a predicted model, not a curated record